Molecule: messenger RNA, 4202 nt
Organism: Aethina tumida (small hive beetle)
Lineage: Eukaryota; Metazoa; Arthropoda; Insecta; Coleoptera; Nitidulidae
Product: growth factor receptor-bound protein 14
Exons: 11
Coding region: 528-2132 (534 amino acids)
Biological process (GO): signal transduction
Source: RefSeq, a predicted model, not a curated record
ACGUUCGCAUCGCGUGCGCCGGCCUCCUGCCUCCGUCGCACGUUGCACUGUUUACAUGUCGGUCCUGGCCGGCGGAACGACGGCACACGCUUUCCUGCACGGCGGGGUCCUUUGCCGGAACUGUCCGGAAAGUUGUCGAGGAGUGCGGGUUUUCGUGCUUUCGGACGCGGUGUCGAUUGUGCUCUGAUUCUCUCUCGAAUUGUUUUGAUUUAUUCCUGCUGGACAACAAUUGACGGAUUUCCUCCUGAUAGUUUUGUUUGUGAUUCAGUGAAUUUGGAUAGUUCUAUUGGCGGGUUGUCCUUCAAGAACAACGCAGAAAUUACUUGAUGUUUGUUUAGUGGAUUUCUUGUGCUGUUUAUGUUAUGUUUUUUUCCUGCUGAAGACUAUUUUUUAUUACAAAGUUUUUGUUUAUGUAUAAAGUGGGAUUUUGGGAUUGUGUUGAAUUAUUGUUUAUUUAUUUAUUAGUGGUGUAAGGUUAAUUUAAUUUUAUCAGGAUUUUGUUAAAAGAGUGGUGUCGGUUUCCGAAAAUGCAUCGGUGUAUUUGUUCGGACGAGCGGUACGAGAGGCUGGAGAAUUGUCCUUACGAAAAAUCAAUUCCGGAACAGGACGUGGAGGAUAAGGAUGCUAACAGCACCGAGAAAGAGGAGGAGCUACAGUUCUACAACGACGACGGCAGCUUCCAGAAGUUGCUGGUGGAGAGGAAUCUGGCCACUUACGAGCUGUGUCAGCUGCUGAUCGUCAAGAACCAUGUGCAGCACAACGGUCACUGGUCCCUCAUCGAGUUCUGGUCCGAGAUGGGUUUAGAACGAGUCAUGGAAGACCACGAACACGUUCUGGCCGUUUACAGGGACAUGCAUCAGUUCGCCAGGCCCAAAAAUUUCAGAUUCAUUUUUCGCAAGGACUAUCGCAAAUACGAAUUCUUCUCUUCGCCUCAUCAAUUUUUCCCUCCUGACAUGCUGGAAGUUGAGAGCAACCAAAAGGCGGACCAAGACCCAACAUAUUUAAAAAAUCUCGUGACCGAAGAAUGCGUUAGUCCGGUGAUCUACUCCUGCGUCUGGAUUCGGGAUCACACCAGAUCCUGGAGCAAGAACUUCCUGCUGCUCAUUGACAAGAACCUUUAUUACACAUCCAACAUCCAUGUGGUGUCGAAAUUCAUCCGGGCCUCCAAGGCUUCGAAAUUCAAGGAUAGUAAGACAAGCGCAGAGCAUCAGGGUCUGACUCACUGGUGUGAGGUUGGCGCGUACCAGGUGUACGGUACGCUCAACGCGAAAAACCAAUUCCGGGCUCCGACCGAGUGGGGCCUCUGCCUGAGACCGUGCGGCGUCGACACGAGCGACUCGACGUCGCCAGACGCCGACCGGGAGCCGUCGCGCUCCUCGUCUGCGCACGAGCUGCGCUGCUUCGCCUGCGACUCGGAGCGGGUACGCUCCUGUUGGCUGACCGCCAUGCGGCUCGCAAAGUAUGGCAAACAACUGAAAGAGAACUACAAAGCCUUCAAGAACAAACAGGCGGAAUCACUUAAUCACAGAGAGUACAACAGCUUUACAGUACCACAUGUACGUGUUACCAAGUCUACUAAGAAAAAAGACGAAUCGGUCAGGUCCCGGGUUGCGAUGGAUUUCACGGGUCCGGUGGGCAGGAUCGUAGAGGACCCGCAGGAGGCUAGGGCCAUCGCAGUGGCCGAGGGCUACUCGUGGAAGAAGAGGUGGCGACCGACCGUCCGCAUGCAGAACGCGGCCGCCGCCAACACGCACGGUCUCGAGAACGGCAUCCACAUGCUGCAGCCGUGGUUCCACAGCGGCAUGAGCCGCGACCAAGCUUCGGAACUGGUCAACCGACAUGGAUCUGAUGGGGUGUUCCUCGUGCGCGAGAGCAGAUCAAGUCCCGGCGCAUUCGUCCUGACUUACAAGGCGCUGGGCAAGAUAAUGCACGUGCCCAUCACGCCGCUCAUAGACCCGGUACGUGACGCCCAAGUCUACUCGCUGGACAGCGGCGUGACCAAGUUCUACGAUCUGCUGCAGCUCGUCGAGUUCUACCAGUUGAACGCGGGCUGCUUGCCCACGCGGCUCACGCACUACGUGGUCCACACCUCCGACAGUUCUUCGGGCGUCAGAUUGGCGCAGGCCAACUGAGCACGGCCGACAUCCGUGGGGACUCUCUUUCGGGAAUCUUAAAUUGCAUUGGGUCUUGAGAUUUGUACCGUCGACGGCCGUAUUUGAAUGUGAACUUUGACUUCGGGCGACUUUGGAACGUUUUCCCCUUUUUAUGUAUGUGCUAUCCCUUCUAUUUAUAUAUGUAUAUCAUUAGAGAAUUGGAGACAUCACAUAAAUGUACCAAAGUUUUGUCUACAUCACACUUCCAAAGUCGCCAUCUGACAUAAAUAAAAUACUGACUUAACUUUCACAUUGUUUUAAGAUAUAUUAUCGACUGCAAAUUUUUUAUAAAUAUUGCAUGAAAAAUGUAUACAGGGUUUACUCACAGUUCUGGUAAUUAAUUUUAGUUCAUUGCCUUCUGUAUUUUUAUUAAUUAUUAUGCUUAUGUUUAGACGUAAAUGUAAAAAAAAUUAGCGACAUAUUAUUGUUUCAUUCACACUGAAGGUUGGCUUUAUAUUUUUGUACGAGCUUCAUAAAAGACUGGAUUCAAAAUUGACUAACCUUCAAUUAUUAUCGAUUAUUAUAUUAAUUAGAUCACUCUGUAUUGAUUUGUAACGACAAGAUGACCCAAAGAUAGAGGACCGACUCUAUAUUUGGAGCUUCUUGUUUAUUUUAUAUGUCGCCAAUUUUUAAUUAUUCAUUUUAUCUUAGGACCAAUUAUUUUUAAGUUGUUGAAUAUUGUUAAUGAAAUCAUUUAGAAAUCCCUAAAAAGGAUUGUUGUGCUUGAGGUUUUAAUGUAUAGAAUAUGUACAUAAUAUGUAUAUUUUUAAAUUUAGCAUUGUAAAAAAUAUACAAGUAUACAUAACAUGACAGACUGAAAUUUUUGAUGUAGUUUCGUUCGAAAAAAUUGUACAUAAGCCUUAAUGCAUGAUUUGUUCUGUGUUUUUUGGUAACUAAAAAAAAAUUAUAUUGAAUGUUACAAUUUGUAUUAUCGAUCUCAUAUUGUCUAUGUCCUUAAAUUUUUAGGUAAAUCUCGAGUACAACAAUAUUCCAAGAUGAAUUGGGCAUUUGAAUUACAAUAAAUUUAGCGAAAUAUUAUAGAAUUAAGAUUGCCUAAUUUCCAAAGAAAAUUAUUAAUUAUAAACCAAUUGGCAUAUUGAACCAUAAAAUAUUAUUUAUACAGACGAUUCCAUCCUCGAGUCUGUAUUAUUUAAUGUCGUUUUUGUAUUGAUAGGAUAUAUAUUAAAUUUAGUUGUUAUUAUUAGGACAAAUUUCAGUAUUCAAUCUCUCUAAUAUACAGGGUGAUCCUAGUUUGUAUUGACUUUCUGUUGAAUACGAAAAAAAACACAAGAUUAGAGAAGGCUGUGGCUUUGAGAAUUUGGGUGUGAAACGUAUUUGGCAUAUACCCAGAAGGAAUUGGUUGAAUAAAUUUAAAACAGGCCAUCUCUCUUAAAAUAUAUAACUGCACAAUCUUUGAUGGUACGCGUUUUAAAUAUGUUUUUGCAAUUCAGCACUCAGAAAUAUAGAUUUUAGAUUGGCCAUGCUAUGCAACGUCGAAACGAUCACGUUUCGGUCGUUGAUAACGUGUGGUCCAAUUUUUCGUUAAGUUAGAUGUGGAAGCCAAAAAUAAUUUUUAAAGUAGAAGCAAUAUUGUAACAAAAUUUAUAAAUGUAUUUAGUUUGUUCAAGGUAGUUGUGAUAUUUAAUUUAAAAAUACUAACUGUAUGAUUUAAUGUUUAUUUCAGUAUUUUCAUAUCGAAUUUACAAAAAGACAUUUUAAAAACAAAUGAUUUAUUUAAAAUGUAGUUUUGUUUUAUUUUUUAUUUACAAAUUUACAUAUUCCAAUAUUUAUAUUUUUGUUAAUUUAUAUGUAUUUUCUAACAGUGUGUUAUUUAACAAUCUAUAAUAUACAAUUUUAGUUUGUGUAGUCAUUACCAUUUCAUAAUAACAAUAAUAAUAACGAGUUAGGACAUAGUGUCUGUACUUAUUUGUAACCGCUUACUAUUUUUCUUUGCCGCAUUGUAAAUCAACUUGUAUUUCUUUUAAAAAUAAGCCGUCUUCAAAAUAAACCACAUUUUGUAUGUAGAUGACAUAAAUUUAUAUUUCAAAA